Messenger RNA from Penaeus vannamei (Pacific white shrimp), 1430 nucleotides. NCBI's taxonomy places the organism in Eukaryota, Metazoa, Arthropoda, Malacostraca, Decapoda, Penaeidae. The record is from RefSeq and is a predicted model, not a curated record.
AUGAGUGCCUCCGACAACAACCACUGGAACAUCGUCUCCCUCAUUUUCCACCACCAGCGCCGCCUCUCCCUCAAGGAACUGGACCACAUCCUGGCGAGAGCGAGGGCGAACAACCGGCUGCCUCUGGUGUUGUCCAUCGUGUAUGAACUGUUCAGCAGGAGCGUAGGCCGGAGAGAGUGGAGCCAGGCCUCGAGUCUCCUGAAGAGGCUGCGGGAGGACGCGGGUCUGUGCGUGCCGUUGGCGGAGGCCGUGAUCGGCAGGAACGCGGGCGAAGUGAGGGGCAUCCUGCGGGAGGAGAGCCAGCAGAGCGUGGACGGGGUGCUGUUAGCCGCGGCCGUCGAGGGGAGCAGCGAGGACGUGGUGGAGGUGCUGCUGAAGCACGUGUCGUACGCGGAAGACACGCUCCGACACGCCCUCCUGCUCACCAGCCUCAACAACAACCUGGAAAUCCUGCCGGCGCUCCUGAGGCAGUUCCUCGGCUCCUACAAGAAGCCGGCUACAGGGACGCGGAGAGGCUCCUGGCCAGCGCGCUCGAGGCGGCCGCGCGCGCCUGCGUCGAUCAACGAGACAGCAGACCUUGUCGCCCCCCCCUUGGCCCCCCACCUCAGGUCAUCCUCUCAGCUGUGCCUGGAGCCGCUGGUCGUGGCGUCGGCCGCGGGACCGCUGGUCUCGGCGGACGCCUCCUGCUACCGAACCGACACUUCCCCGCGCGGCCUCGUGCUCAUCCUCAACUACAAGGAGUUCAAGGGCAAGCCGGAGCUGCUGCGGGAGGGCUCCGAGCUGGACGUGAGCAACCUGCAGAGCACCUUCGGCCAGAUGGGCUACGCGACGCAGGUCCACAUGAACCUCACUGAAGACCAGACGAUGCUGAACGUGAUCCGUUUUCGCGAACAGGAUGGCUUGCGCUCCUGCGGCAGCGUGGUGGUGGUGGUGAUGAGCCACGGGGUCGCUCGUCAGACGUUCCACACCUCGGACAUGCAGGUGUUCACUGUGGACAAACUCCUGAGCCUGUUCUCGGACAGGGAGUGCCCUCGCCUCAAAGGCAAGGCCAAGGUGUUCCUGUUCAACUUCUGCCGCGGCCUCGACGUGUCCCGGAUGGCGUACCAGACCGACGCGGUGCGGACGGCGCACAACGACAUGCUGUGCGUGUACUCAGCCCAAGAGGGCUUCGUCUCGCUGCGGCACCCGGUCCUGGGCACGCCCUUCAUCAGAACCUGGUGCCAGGUCCUCGCUAACAACGCAAGCAACACGAACCUGGAACGCCUGCUUCAGAAGUUCAUGAAGCAGUACUCCGAAACAGCCGAAGGUGUUUCUGUAGAGGUACAGAACCUCAAUUUCAACAAGGAGUUCUGGUUCAUGCCGCAGCAGAAGCAGACACCACCGCCGCCGUAGCUUCCCUGGCCGUUGCUGAAACCUUUCUCUCCUGUCUC